This is a messenger RNA of Lethenteron reissneri (Far Eastern brook lamprey), 3619 nucleotides long. RefSeq names its product OTU deubiquitinase 5 (gene OTUD5). The record is from RefSeq and is a predicted model, not a curated record. Gene Ontology annotation, biological process: protein deubiquitination. NCBI's taxonomy places the organism in Eukaryota, Metazoa, Chordata, Hyperoartia, Petromyzontiformes, Petromyzontidae. Gene Ontology annotation, molecular function: cysteine-type deubiquitinase activity; K63-linked deubiquitinase activity.
CGCGGCGGCGGCGGCGGCGGGGGGAGCAGGGGGAGCAGGACAGGCUGAGGGGGUGGAGGGGGUGGGGGGGAGAAGCGCCGGGGGCUGUUGUCAGGAGGAACGGGGGGGGGGGAAGCAGGAGGAGGAGAAGCGGGGGGGGGGGCAGCAGGGCCCGGGCGAUCGGGGGAAGCGGCGGCGGCAUCUGAAGCAGAAGUGAAGCAAGAAGCGGCAGCAGCAGCGGGCAACACGGCGGGCAGCGGGAGCAUUCAGGGGGGGGAGGCAGCAGGAAGCACGGGGGGGGGAAGCGGGGAGAGAGAAGCAACCGUGGGCGAGUGCGACAAGCAGCAGACGGAGCCGAGCGGUGAAGACGGCGGCGGUGGUGUUGGUGUUGUCGGUGUUGGUGGUGUUGGUGUCGGUGUCUCGCCAUGACGAUCCUGCCCAAGAAGAAGCCCGAGAAGGAGGAGUCUGAGCGCGAUGGCGCCGAGCUCCCGCACGGCCUCCGCCUCCCCGCGGGGCCCGAGGCGCGGGGCGCGCGGCCCCGGGGCCCCGCGGGGGGCUCCUGGGCCGGGCCGGCCGCGCGGGACGAGCGCGGCGGGGGGGACCGCGGCGGGGACCGCGGGGACCGCGGGGGCGUCGUGGUCGUGGGGGUCUCCGGAGUGUCCGGGGUGUCCGGGGUGUCGGGCGUCCCCGGGGUGGCCGGGGUCCCCGGGGGGGUCGGGCCCCGAGAGGCGCGGGCAGCCUACGAGGACGCCGAGAGCCUGGAGUGCGGCCCCAGCCACAGCAAGCGGAGGCACCGCGCCUCCCCCCACCGGUCCUCCCGCAAGAGCCACAGGGCCAGCAGCCACCACCACGGGGGGGGAGGAGGAGGAGGAGGUGGUGGAGGGGGGGGAGGAGGAGGAGGCGGUGGCGGAGGUCCCGUGGGCCCGGGGGCUGUGGGCCAGAGAGCCUCGGCCUCCCCGCGUAGCGAGGAGCGAGGCCCCGGGGUGGUCGGAGGAGGUGGAGGAGACCGAGGAGGCGGAGGAGGAGGUGGAGGAGGAGGAUGUAACAGUGAAGAUGAACAUGAAGCCGGGGCCGGACCCAUCCAACAACAACAGCAGCAGCAGCCGCAACAGGACGCGCCUAGUGGGGAGCAGGGCGAGGCGUGGUUUGAGAACGUGCUGAAGGAGAAUCAGGGAUUCAUCAUCAAGCGCAUGUCAGAAGACGGAGCCUGCCUCUUCCGUGCUGUUGCAGACCAAGUGUAUGGGGACCAGGACAUGCACGAUGUCGUGCGCAAGCACUGUAUGGAUUACCUGAUGAAAAACGCAGACUAUUUCUCCAACUAUGUCACGGAAGACUUUACGACGUACGUGAACAGAAAGCGCAUGAACCACUGCCAUGGCAACCACAUCGAGAUGCAAGCCAUGGCGGAGAUGUACAACCGCACCUUCGAGGUGUACCAGUACAGCACAGAACCAAUCAACACGUUCCACAGCAUUUACAGGACGGACAACGAGCCGAUCCGUGUGAGCUACCACCAAAACGCGCACUACAACUCGGUCGUGAACCCCAACAAGGCCACCAUCGGUGUGGGGCUGGGCCUGCCCUCCUUCAAGCCUGGGAAUGCAGAUAAAACGCUCAUGCAGAGCGCCAUCAAAACGUCGGAGGAGUCUUGGAUCGAGCAGCAGAUGUUGGAGGACAAGAAGCGGGCGACCGACUGGGAGGCGACCAACGAGGCCAUUGAGGAGCAGGUGGCGAGGGAGUCUUACCUGCAGUGGCUGCGCGAACACGAGAAGCAAGCCACACAGCCCAGGAAAGCCACCGCCACCUGCAGCUCGGCCACAGCAGCCGCUGCUGGGGUGGGGGGCGGGGGCCCUGCGGAGGAGAGUGGUGGGGGCCGCUCGCCCCGGCCCCGCGUCGCACUCUGCAGCUCCCCUGACCCCCCGGAGGCCACGGGCAGCGAGCCGGGGCCCAGGGGAGGGCCCUCCUCCGUAGGCCCUAAGCCUCCCUCUCCCGGCCCAUCCAUCUACUCCAAGCCUCCCUCCCCGACUGCCGGCACAAGCUCCCACGUGUACUCCCCGCAGCCCUCGAGCAGCCAGGCCUUCACGGGCCUCCACGGGGCCGCGAGCCAGCCCCUCGACUCGCGCACCGUCAUGCAGCAGAUGUCGCCGACGGCCUUCGGUCUCACGGACUGGGAAGAUGAUGACAUUCUGGCCUCGGUAAUGGCUGCAUCUCAACAGGAAUACCUGGACAGCCUGAGGAAGCAUGCUGGGGGCCCCCCCCAGUCCCCCGGCAGUGUCCGUGCCCCCCCUUCGCCCGACAGCAGUUGAUAGCAGCCCCCCUCCCCCAAAAACGAACGCACUCCCUUCGGCCCCCCCGUGUGGCUUCACCAGUCCCCGCCCCCCAGGGCCUCAUAGCAACGAUUAUAGCACACGGGAGCAACGCAAGAGAAAGCGGCACUUCCUGAGGACUUAACACGGCGACACUCGGGACACAGCGACAAACGACACCUGAGCACAUUGACACCUAAGCACGGCAGCAGGAGAUGGUAGCACCCAGAGACGCCCAGAGCUUCAGACGUAGACACGUACACAGUAACACGGACAGACACCUAGGCACGCAGUUACACCUCGACAGUGCCACCUCGGCACACGGUGACAUUAACAAAGUGACACCUGCUUAGCACAGUGACACGACACAGUGACCCACUUCUCGGCGACACACACGUCCCCAGAUACAGCCCAAUAGCGUGUGGCUCAGUCUUGGAGCACCCUCUGGACACGUGAUCGCUUCUGUUUGGGUCAUUAUUACACCUGUCGCAGCAUCGGGGCAAGUCGUCACUCGCUCCCCAGCAGGGACUUGUGGAGUUGCGACUGAUCCACCACAGUGUGCCAGAGUUGCGCCACAGAAGCCCGCACGAGGAAAACUGGCAAACGGGUGGCUCGGCGGUCGAGCGCGCCAGCGGCUCGCAACCGAAGGUUCCGAGUUCAAAUCUCGGUUAAAAUGAGUACCGCAUUGUGGGGAAGUCAACAGUGGUUGUGCUAUGGGUGGACUCGCCCCCGCCAUAGGAAUGUGGAGUUUCCACCACUGGCUCAGGGCUGUAAAUGGGAGAUGAGCACCAUUCUAGCCUCGAUGCUCACACGUGAGCAGAAAUUACCUUUAGGACGAUUAAAGGAAACGGGACUCGGCCAUCCCUCCGGUACUAAGAGUAAACGGGAGCCAGCAACCCGUGCCGCCAGGACGGCCUUCGCCGCCAAUGGUGUGGCUUCUCAUUUUUACCGUAGUCCACCGUGUCGUUAGUUAGAUGUGUAACCAAAACUUAUUAUUUUUAUUAUUAAUGUACCUAAAAUGACAUACUUCACUUUCAGUAUAGCCGAUGUCUUCCUGUAUUUUUUCAUUGCUACCUGUAUGUGAAUGCUGAGGUGUUGCGUGACAUUUCUGUAGGUGUCUUGUAGAACUAGCGCAGUGGCCUGCGUCCUGUAGGAUGGGCGAGUGGGCCUUGCCGACUCUAAAGGUGCGCGGUUCCACAGCACGUCCGGCCCAGGCAUUUCCCUUCUUGCCAGAGCCGAGUGGCUGCUGGUGUUGACGGUGUUAUAAUCUGGAAGGCGAGGAACAGCUAUUAUUGUACAACUUCGACUACUGUUCAAAUACAUGGUUAAUUUCA